AUGGGAGCAGAAGGCGCAAAGGCUGAAGAUAUUGGGAAGUACUUCACUGACAGGAAGUACCGUGGAAGCAAUCAGGACUUCCGAAACCUCCAAGCUAAGUUCCAGGCCUCUCAAGAGCCUGGAGAACCAUCCAGAAAACCCAUAAAGCCUGAGUUCAACAAACUCCUGAAGAAGUUUCCACAGACUGAGUUAAGCGAGCAGCCCAAGAAGGCCUCACAGUCUGAGCUCAGCACAGUGUCCCUGAAACCCCUGCAGCUGCAGUUUACGGACAUCCCCAAGAAGACCUCACAGUCAGAGGGUCUCAGAAAGUCACCACAGCCUGAACUCAAACAUUUCCCAAGGAAGCCUCCACAUCCAGAGUUCACUAAUCUCAAGAAGCCCUCACAGGCUGAGUUCACAGAUUCCAAGAAGCCCCCACAGCCCCAGUUUGCCAGCUUCCCUAAGCCCUCACUGCCUGAGUUCACUAAUCUCCCCAAGAAGCCUCCAAAACUCGAGUUUGGUGAACUCACCAAGUCUCCACAGCUUGGGGAACCCCAGGAACCUAGUAUAUCUACCCAGAAGCCCCUGAAAUCUGAGCUCAGCAAUACUGCCAGGCCCCCAGUAGAGCUCAAACCUACCACAUUUCCCAAGAAGUUCUGGCAGCCUGAAUCCAGUGAGGCCCCUCUGAAGUCCUUGCCCAAGAAGCCACUGCAAUCUCAGGCUGCUGGUUCCUCUAGGAAGUCCCUGACACAGGUAGAGUCCAGCGAAGUUCCUCAGACAUCCAAGCCUGGGUCCAGUGAGUUUUACCCCCACUCGCCAGAGCCUGAUGUCAGUACCUUUCCCAAGAAGUCCCUGCAGUCUGAGCUCAAUGAGAAUUUCAAGAAAUCUCCAUCUCUUCAGGCCACUGGUUGCACAAAGUAUCCACAGCAGCCCAUGUCCUAUGAGGUACCCCAGACAGCCCCCUGGAAGCCUGAGUCAUAUAAUCCCCCAUCUCACUCCCUGCAGCCGGACGUCCAUGCAUUGCCCAAGAAGCAUCCACAGCUCCAGCUAAGUGACCUUACCAGGACAUCCUCGGAGCCCGAAGUCUGCAAAUUUCCCAAGAAGCCUCAGCAGCCAGCCCCCAAAGUGCUUUCUAAGAAGCCUUCGCAGCAGGAACUGGGUCAUCUCCCUAGAACAUCCUCAGAGCCUGAGUUCAGCUCACUCCCCAGGAAGUUUCUGAAGCCUCAACAUGGCAAGUUCUUCCAGGCUGACUUUCCCAAGGGUCUGCCCGGAAAGCCCAAACUUCCUGGUUCAGUAUCUGAGUGCUCUCUGCCCCCUGCCUUUGAGGGUUCCAGCCCCCAGUUCCCCCUCAGCCCUGGGUAUGGAAUCUCUCGGGCACCCAAUUGGAGAUCAGAAGACUUCCAAGUCCAGCACCCGCCCCAGCGAAGGCCUUUGCCUUCAGCCAGCAGCCUGGGAUCUCCUCCAGCCAAGCCCCCAUUACCACCUGUCCCCAUCAGUAUCCAAAGCUUUCGGAGAGCCUCAGCAACGGCCACAGCUGUCCUGAAGACUGGCUCUUCUGAGACCCACUUCCCAGCCCAACCCCAACAGACCCUGCAGAACCCGGACGAGAUCUAUGAGCUGUAUGAUGCUGUGGAAGCCACAAGUGACUCUAGUCUCAGCCCAAGGGGCAGAGAUGAAGUGCAGACUACCCAGCAAGUCACCAGAUGGCCUCAGCAGGAUGCAGAGCUCAGGAAGAAUGCUACUCAACUACAGCAGCUGCCACCCACAGACCCCAAGCUGCUGAAACAGAUCAGGAAGGCAGAGAAAGCUGAGAGAGAGUUUAGAAAGAAGUUCAAGUUUGAAGGUGAGAUUGUGAUUCAAACAAAGAUGAUGAUUGACCCCAAUGCCAAGACCCGGCGUGGGGGUGGCAAGCACCUGGGUAUCCGUCGUGGAGAAAUCCUGGAGGUGAUCGAGUUUACUAACAAGGAUGAGAUGCUGUGCCGGGACCCCAAGGGCAAGUAUGGCUACGUACCCAGAAUUGCACUGUUGCCCUUGGAAACAGAAGUAUACGAUGAUGUCAGCUUUUGGGACCCUCUGGACAACCAACCAUUUCCUCAGGGACAGUAA
This is a messenger RNA of Microtus ochrogaster (prairie vole), 2085 nucleotides long. RefSeq names its product PML-RARA regulated adaptor molecule 1 (gene Pram1). Gene Ontology annotation, molecular function: protein binding. Lineage: Eukaryota; Metazoa; Chordata; Mammalia; Rodentia; Cricetidae. Gene Ontology annotation, cellular component: plasma membrane. The record is from RefSeq and is a predicted model, not a curated record. Gene Ontology annotation, biological process: protein localization to plasma membrane; integrin-mediated signaling pathway; T cell receptor signaling pathway.